Molecule: messenger RNA, 1976 nt
Organism: Cuscuta epithymum
Lineage: Eukaryota; Viridiplantae; Streptophyta; Magnoliopsida; Solanales; Convolvulaceae
Source: the annotation of a GenBank genome assembly
UUAUUUUCCUCAAAACUGGGCUUUGAGCCGGUGACUUGUUUUUAUCCGGAUUAUUAUAUUAAUCGUAACUCGUACCGUAGCACUUAUCGGAUUAUACCUCCGGCCGGUUCGUUCGCCCUUCGUUCAAGACAACUUCCAUCGCUUUCUCCGAUUAGUGCAGACUUACUCCGUUCCAGAGUUCCCUCACUGUAACUCAAUUUCCAGGGUCCAACGCCAAUUCAUGCCCUGCUUAGUCUUCCGGAAUGGCGCAGGAUAUUGAUCACUCUCAAAAUCAAGAAGUCAUUGUCUCCUACUUCUUACAACUCUGGCGGCUCAACUCGAAAGCCGCAGCAGCCAGAUUCGAGUCCGGCGGUGAACCAACGGCAGCAGUAAAACCAUCGGAAGAAGAGGAAGAGGAGGAGGAAAGAGAGGACCCGCCGACGGAGCUAGACACGGUGAACAGCUCCGCAGGGUUCUCUGUUGUGGGGCCCGACAAGCUAUCGGUUCGUUACCCGAAUGUGAACCUCCACGGCCACGAUGUAGGUGUCGUCCAAUCCAAUAGGCCCGCUCCUUCGAAGAGACUCGUUUACUAUUUCGAGAUCUAUGUCAAGAGCGCUGGAGCCAAAGGCCAGAUUGCCAUAGGUUUCACCCCUUCCGGCUUCAAAAUGUGCCGCCAACCGGGUUGGGAAGCAAACAGUUAUGGAUAUCAUGCUGAUGAUGGGUUACUUUAUCGUGGGCACGGGAAGGGGGAGGCUUUUGGCCCAACUUAUACAGCGGGUGAUACCGUUGGUGGAGGUAUCAAUUAUGCAUCACAGGAACUCUUUUUCACGAAAAAUGGGGCAGUAGUAGGAACAGUAUGCAAGGAUGUUAAAGGACCAUUAUUUCCUACAAUUGCUGUUCACAGUCAAAAUGAGGAGGUUACUGUGAACUUCGGAAAGGAUCCAUUUGUAUUUGAUCUUAAGGCAUAUGAAGCACAGGAGAGAGCCAAACAAGAAGCAACACUCGAAAAAAUUACUUUACCUCAGAAUGCCAGUCAUGGAAUUGUUCGCUCGUACUUGCACCAUUAUGGAUAUGAAGACACUCUACAAAUGUUUGAAAUUGCAAGUAAAAGCAAUAUUCCACCAAUCUCCUAUGUGCAAGAAAAUUGUUCUGAGGAGGAUAGCACAUCAUCAUUAAACCAUAGGAAGAUUCUUCGUCAGCUCAUUAGAAGUGGACAGAUAGACGAUGCUUUCGGGAAACUUCAAGAUUGGUACCCUAAUAUUGUUCAGGAUGGUGCGUCAGCUAUUUGCUUUCUGCUUAACUGCCAAAGAUUUAUUGAGUUAGCACGGGCUGGGAAACUUGAAGAUGCUGUAUAUCAUGGUAGGAGUGAAUUCCAAAAAUUUAAUAGAUUUACAGAAUUUGAAGACUUGGUUAAGGAUUGUGCUACUUUAUUAGCAUAUGAGCAACCACUGAAGUGCUCGGUCGGAUACCUUCUAGGGGACACCCAAAGAGAGAUUGUGGCAGAUGCAGUAAAUGCAUUGAUCUUAUCACAAAGCUCCAAGGAGACAGACACAAGGGUAUGCUUGCAUUCUUGUCUGGAGAGGCUGCUGAGGCAACUAACAGCUUGCUUCCUCGAGAGACGGACUUUGAAUGGUGAUCAAGGUGAAACCUUCCAUCUACGCAAUAUACUUUACAACAAUGGUAAGAAGGCCUAAAAGUUUCUCUGCGGGGAUCCAUAACAUACUUCUUUUCCAACCGUGUGUGGGGUCACUCUGUCUAAGGGCAUUAUACCCCCAUCCCUGAUUAGUACUAGAUGUUUCUCUAUGUCAAGAUUUGUUUAAAUCAUUGUAGUUCAGUAUUUCUUGAUCAGGACUGAAGGUUGUACAGUUUUAUUGUGUGACAGACCCAUAUGAAAAUGUAUCUUAAUAACUCCAGUUUCCUUCGAAUUGAAUAAUUUCACUCAUUUUAAUUUGCCUAGAAAAUAUAUACCACCACACUAAAGUAGGGGUGGUUCGGUA